AUGAGUGGGAGGAGUUUCACCAGUUGCAUCACAAUGAGACUGUUUUCAACUUCUAGUCGAGUAAUGAGAAUCAGUAGAAAAGAAUUGAUGGAUAAAGCAAGACUACUCAAAGAGUUUCGUCAAUUUCUUGGUCCUAGAAGUAUAACUGGUGAUUAUCAUAAAAAUAAAUACUAUUAUCCACCACAAGAUAAUAAACCAAACUAUAUUGUCAAUGAUGGGAAAUCAGUUGUGGGCGAAAGCCCCAAAUUGGGUCAAUCAAGAAUGAGAAAUUUUGAUGAACCAGGAAGAAAUCCUCAUUUGCAUCCAUUCCCUCAUAAUAUUUACACCAAAACAGCAUAUAUAAUACCAGAACAUUUAAAACUUCAGAUUGUUGAAGAUGAACAAGUUAAUGGCUUACAUCCACAAGAAAUUGCUCAUAAGUAUGGAAUAAAUUUACAAAGAGUUGAAGCUAUAUUAAAGCUCAGUGCAAUUGAAAAGAAUUUUCAACCAAAGGGGGAGAUUGCCGAGGAUUUGAAAUCAUUUGCAACAAUAAUGAAACGUAUGUUCCCCGUAUUUAAAGGUGGUUAUACUGCUGAUAAUUUGACGGAAAUUCCAACUCCACACAAGACAUUAACCGACAGGUUUUUAACUAUCGAAGAAAAUGAACCAUUUGGACCAGUAGAUGCAGCAAAAAUACUACACCUUGAGCCGGCUUCAAAAACAUUAAAGAAAUUGACUGAAUUCAACUUGGAGGAAGCUCAAAAACAACAACAAGCUAUAGAAGAUAAAAAGAUUGAUAUUGUGUAUGGUAAAAAGAGAAAAGAUGAGAAUAAAUUAUUUAGGUUUACCAUGAAGAAUGUUGGUGAAUUUGGUCAUCGUUAUGGUGCAUCUAGAAGAGAUAGGAAAUUGGAUAGAGCUAUUGGAUUUGAUGCUGCAGGAAAAAUGAUUUAUUUGCAUCCAGAUCAAUAG
Molecule: messenger RNA, 948 nt
Organism: Lodderomyces orthopsilosis Co 90-125
Lineage: Eukaryota; Fungi; Ascomycota; Pichiomycetes; Serinales; Debaryomycetaceae
Product: mitochondrial 37S ribosomal protein mS45
Exons: 2
Coding region: 1-948 (315 amino acids)
Biological process (GO): mitochondrial translation
Cellular component (GO): mitochondrial small ribosomal subunit
Molecular function (GO): structural constituent of ribosome
Source: RefSeq, a predicted model, not a curated record